GCUGCCUGCUCAUACAUGGGCAAAGCCAGUAUACACACCAUCUACUCCCGUGUUCUAGCUUGCCUGUACUUCUAUCAAACACCUGUCGACGAGCGGUGACCCUGCCGAUGAAGCGGUCGUGGGCUUCUUGGGUGGCCACCGUGCCUCGCCUUUGGCAUCCAUCAUAUGCUUUGGACUAUCUGGGGUUUUUGCUGCUAGUCGUUGCAUUAUUCUCGAUCCGUUUAUCUUUGGAGCCUGUCCAACAAAUGUUUCGACUCGACGACCGCUCAAUUCAAUAUCCCUUCACCAGGUUCGAACGCGUGUCUUCGAAAGAGAACACCCUGCUUGCUGGGGCAGCACCGCUGGUGCUCUUGGUUCUUUGGGCUGUUACAGCAAGGCCCGGCGUGCACAAGGCCCAUGUCACCAUUUUGGGUUUAUUCUUCAGCGUAUACCUUACUGUGCUGAUUACAGAUAUCAUUAAAAAGGCUAUAGGUCGACCUCGUCCCGAUCUGAUAGCCCGAUGUCAGCCAAAGAGAGGAACGCCGACGGAUACCUUCGUCACCGUUGCUGUCUGCACGCAGCCCGAUCUUCACUUCCUUCUAGAUGGCUGGCAAAGCUUUCCGAGCGCGCACAGUAGCUGGGCUUUUUCAGGCUUGGGGUAUCUCAGCUUGUUUUUGGCUGGUCAAUUGCACAUCUUUCGACCACGGCCUACUCUGACGAGUAUUCUCCUUUUCCUGGCACCUCUGAUGUGCGCUGCCCUAGUGGCCAUGUCGCGGAUAGCAGAUUAUCGACAUGACGUGUACGAUGUUUCUUGCGGCAGUCUUAUAGGCUUCGUCGUCGCAUAUACAACAUAUCGCCGAGAUUAUCGACCACUCACCCAUCCAGGGUGUGAUACGCCAUACCCUAGGCUGUCAGAGUACUCUUUAAUCUGGGAAACGGCCUCUCAGUCUGGUGCUCUGGAGCCGGGACUCGAAUCUGAAGAUACUCAAGACAUUGAGCUGUUUGAGGCUUCCCACAUCAACAAUGAUCAUGCCAGAGGUUGUGAUGACAUGGAGCUAGGCCAUUUUAGUGAUAAUAUCCCAAAAGAUGAUGCACUUCGCACACCGGAUGGCCCAUCAAGACGCCCCUUGAAGCUCAUGAGCUCCAAGGAUUCGUCCGCGCCAAGGCGCUUUUCAAGAAAGAACAUUUGGAUAGGGCGUCAUGUGGUCUCGAGGUUUCGAAGACUUUUGAUCAGGGGCGCAAAAGAUUUUUCUCCACUUAAAGUGAUCUUGAUGCUGUUGGGAGUUCUCCAAGCUCUCUCUUCUCUGAACAACCUUCUUGAGGCGGUGUUUCCGGAUGGCCUAGAUCUGAUCUCGGGUCCUUUCAAACCGCCGCUCAGACUGGAGGAUGGCAGCUUGGAACGUCUCACCGCGAGAGUUCAGCCCAUCAUGUGUCAUUCCCAUAACGACUAUUUCCGCGCCGAGCCUCUAUACCAAGCCAUCCGGGCGGGGUGUACCAGUGUCGAAGCCGACCUCUGGCAUGUAGACGGUGAACUCUACGUCGCGCACACAAUGCCAGCCAUCCGCCAGGAUCGGACUCUAAAAAGCCUAUACCUGGAGCAGCUACAGGACAUUCUCGACCAUCAGAAUCGGGUCCCACCAUUCAUCGGAUCUGCCUCUGCUGAAAUCCACGGCGUUUUUGCAGCUCAUCCAGAGCAGUCACUCAUCUUGCUGAUGGACUUUAAAAACGAUCCCACCCUGAUGUGGCACCGCCUAUCGGCCGACAUUGCACCAUUGCGUGAACGCAAUUACUUGACCUUUUUCAAUGGAACAACAGUUGUGCCUGGUCCAGUCACGCUUGUCGUCUCGGGAAACGCCCCUUUUGAUCAUGUCGUGGCAAACUCGACCUACCGAGAUAUUUUCUACGAUGCUCCCUUGGGUCUAAUGUCGCCUUUGUCCUUGCCAGAAACUCCAUCCCCUCCCUCAACCAACGUUGACCAGCAUCGUCGUAACAUCUCUUCCGCCCCUGGAAACCCAGACAUGUACUCUUCGGCCAAUUCUUACUUCGCGUCGGUGUCUUUCGUCAGAUCUAUCGGGUACCCAUGGCACUCUUCUUUAUCCAAACUCCAACUAGAACGCCUCCGCCAACAGAUUCACGGCGCUCAUGCUCGCGGCCUCAAGGUCCGAUAUUGGGGCAUCCCGGCCUGGCCAGUUGGAGUGCGGAACUAUAUUUGGCGCGUCCUGGUCCGUGAAGGCGUCGACUACCUGAGCGCUGACAAUAUCGAUGCUGUGACAAAGGAGAAUUGGGGUCCAAGAAAGGGUGGAUGGGGUAAGAAGUGGUGGCAAUAGAUAUUGGUACAUGUAAAUAUUCAAGAGAAUGGUUUUCUUGUGCAAGAUCUCAUGACGAGAGGGACUGCUAGGUUUUGUUGUACGAGUACUCUGCAUCUUCAAACACAAACAAAAUCAGGACGGACAUGCAAAUGCUGGGUCAAGUUUUUGAUGCCUUACUUGAGACAAUGUAGGGUAUUUCCA
This is a messenger RNA of Exophiala oligosperma, 2489 nucleotides long. RefSeq lists its product as uncharacterized. The record is from RefSeq and is a predicted model, not a curated record. Lineage: Eukaryota; Fungi; Ascomycota; Eurotiomycetes; Chaetothyriales; Herpotrichiellaceae. Gene Ontology annotation, molecular function: phosphoric diester hydrolase activity; phosphatidate phosphatase activity. Bases 108 to 2306 code for a protein of 732 amino acids. The transcript is spliced from 3 exons. Gene Ontology annotation, biological process: phospholipid metabolic process.